Symbiodinium sp. CCMP2456 is the source of this 258-nucleotide messenger RNA. NCBI's taxonomy places the organism in Eukaryota, Dinophyceae, Suessiales, Symbiodiniaceae. The record is from the annotation of a GenBank genome assembly.
AUGCUGUCCAACAUCGUCCGCAGCACCACGCGCCAGCGCGCCCGGGUUUUCCUACAGAUGCAGCUCGCAACCCGCAGCUGCCAGAGCCUGCCUGGCCCUGUCCGGUCGCGGCCGGUGCUUUGCUGGAGACGUGCUUUGGGUGCUUCCCUGCUACUGGCCUCUUGUGGCAUGCUUGCAGCACCCACGGCCUUCUCGCUCCGCCGUUCCGAUGGGCCCGCAAAGUGCGAGGAGAGCGCUGUGCAGAGCGACAAGGGCCAG